UCACCGUGGCAUCAUCAGCUGAGCCGGAUGAGGAUGGCACUCAUCACCAGCGGCAGCUACAGGCCGGCCUCCCCGACGAUCAUCACCAUGGCCUACACACUGCCCCAGAAGCCCUACGUCGUCUACUCGUCUCCGCCCUAUACGCCCCUCAAGUACGAGCACAGGAGUUCCUACUGCCGGGACUUCUCCGACGAUAGCGACCUGACCGAUCACCGGGACGUCCACAGCCACCACGAUUACCAGAAAUCCGUGGAUAGCUGCUACGAGAGGUCGUCCUACGGCUUGUUAACGCCCCAAAGAUACGAGACCCACUACUCGCCAGAUUAUGGUAACAGCGCAGCGCGUAUCCACGUUUACGAGGAGAAUUCGGCGGAUUACAACGCAUCGGCUACCAGUUGGCAUCGGUGUUACGAAACACCCCCCCAGGAGCCACAAGUCCACGGCAUCGAUCUCGUUAACGCUGGCGCCGAGGAACCUGGCCUACGAAAUCUUAGCGGCGAAACCUGCUGGGACAGCAACAUAUCCACCCCGAAGAUCGAGCCGACGCAGUCGAGCCCCCGGAAAAACCGCAGAAGAUCGCGAGAUGUCCCGCCCUCGCCGAGUGUCCUUAAACGUCGACGUCUCGCGGCAAACGCUCGGGAACGUCGGCGGAUGAACGGCCUGAACGACGCCUUCGACAAGUUGCGCGAGGUCGUGCCAAGCCUCGGCGCCGACCACAAGCUCAGCAAAUUCGAGACCUUGCAGAUGGCCCAGACGUACAUCACCGCGCUCUGCGACCUCCUCAAGCAGCACGACGAAAACAGAUGAGACGCGCGUCGUUCACGACGACGACGACGACGAGCUUUAACAAUGACUUUUUAAUCAUAAAAUAAAUUAAAAUACAUCCGCUGGAUGUUAUUUUAUAGCGCGUUCCUUUCAUCCGAGUGAGACAAUGCGCACGCCAUAAGUAUUAGUUUCUUAACAUGUACUCGCAAAGACUUGGAUUAUUAGGUUUAUCGGCAGAGAUUAGUGAUUCGCGAAAAAAGGCGAUAUGUUGAUACUUGUACAAAUAAGACAACUUAAUAGUUAAAGUUCCUGUGCUCAUUGCCAUUGUAAUUAGCAGUUUGAUGAAAAUACUCGGUCCAUCAUUCAUUCAUACACUGUAAAACGUCGAUGCGUAAUGUAGGCGUAUAAGAUUAGGAUAUAUUUGUUACGAACAAUCGUCGAGCGGCUAUUUAUUUUUAGAAUUGUCUACAAUAUGCCAUGUAGGAUACAUUAUUUUUUUAUCCACUUAAGCCAAAGAUCAUAUACCAAGUUGAACGUUACCACAUAACGAUCAAAAUAAAGAUCUAAGUCUGUGUCAUUUUCAACUUAGAGUAUUAAAGGUGCAUAGAACACGAGAAUUCGUUUU
Ceratosolen solmsi marchali is the source of this 1390-nucleotide messenger RNA. Its product is annotated as cousin of atonal. The record is from RefSeq and is a predicted model, not a curated record. The transcript has 3 exons. Gene Ontology annotation, cellular component: nucleus. NCBI's taxonomy places the organism in Eukaryota, Metazoa, Arthropoda, Insecta, Hymenoptera, Agaonidae. Gene Ontology annotation, molecular function: protein dimerization activity; DNA-binding transcription factor activity, RNA polymerase II-specific; E-box binding. Bases 28 to 807 code for a protein of 259 amino acids. Gene Ontology annotation, biological process: sensory organ development; axon development; positive regulation of transcription by RNA polymerase II.